AUGUGUAUCCUACUGACCACGAAUGCUAACAAGGACUAUCCCUUUGUUCUUUUAUCAAACAGGGAUGAAUACUUCAGAAGAGCCACCCAACAAGCUAGUUUCCAUGAGUACAACCAUACAAAAGUUUUAUCACCAUUAGAUAUGGCACGUAAGGAUCAUGGAACUUGGUUAGCCCUGAAUCCCGAGAAUCACAAGUUUUCUAUAUUGGUCAAUUUCAGAGAAGGUAUCAAAGAUGUUAUAAAUCCAGUAUCUCGAGGUGUUUUACCAUUGGAUUAUGUUGUUUCCGAUAGUGUUACGAGGAGUCAAUUUUUGAAUGAACUAAGUACUAAUUAUAAUGACAGUGAGUUGUUAACAAAGAUUGGAGGGUUUAACUUAUUGUUUGGAGAUUUGAAGAAUAAUUCAUUUGAUAUUAUUUCUAACAAGAAUAACUCAGAUUUCAAGAUCUUUACUAGAAAGAAUGAAUAUCAUGGAUUAUCAAAUUCUUCGUUUGAUGAGCCUUGGGAAAAAGUUAAAUCUGGUGAGCAUCUUUUACAAAAAUUGACUGAAGAUUAUAAUAAGAAUGACUUUAUUGGGAAAGAACAAUUUGUUGAACAAUUAUUUGACUUAUUGUCGUUAAAUACAUUGGGAAACAUUACUCAAGAUUAUCAAGGAAAUUUUGAAAACAUUAGAAAUACUAUCUUUGUUCCACCUUUAAAAGUCAGGGAUUAUAAUAGAAAUAAUCUAUUGGCUGGUGAAUAUUACGGUACAAGAACUCAAACUAUUAUUUUGGUUGAUAAGUUUGGAAAAAUAUCAUACAUUGAAAGAAAUCUACAUUCUUCUGAUGACUUGAAUGAAACACCACAACUCCAAUCAUAUGAGUUUGAAAUGAAAUGA
Messenger RNA from Hansenula anomala, 873 nucleotides. RefSeq lists its product as uncharacterized. The transcript has a single exon. The coding region runs from base 1 to 873 and encodes 290 amino acids. Gene Ontology annotation, biological process: Golgi organization; protein secretion. The record is from RefSeq and is a predicted model, not a curated record. Gene Ontology annotation, cellular component: Golgi apparatus. Lineage: Eukaryota; Fungi; Ascomycota; Saccharomycetes; Phaffomycetales; Wickerhamomycetaceae.